AUGGGAGCAAGUGUUUCCCUGAACAUGGUCACCUCUUCUCACAUUCCGGCCAUGAAUGAAUCAGAAGCAAAUCAUCUCCUUCACAGCCACCAUCAUGACCACCACUCCAUGAUCAAUCGUUCCUUUCCAUCUCAUCAAGAAUUUAAUGGUUUCACAACCACCAUGGCCUCCACAAGAAAUGGUCGAAGUCAUUCAUUACCUUGUCCGCCUCAAUCACGCUUGUUCCACAUGUCCUCUUCUUUUUCUUCACAUCCUUGUGAGAGUUGCAAACCUUCUCAUCAUCAUGACUACUAUUUGCAUGUUUCCUCCUCAAAACAAAAGGAAACUCUUUCAAAUGCUGAAAGCUUUCAAGAUGAAUUUAGUAAUUAUGAACAACCACAACAGCAAGUUUCCUUUUCCUCCAUUAAAAAGAUGUUAUUGAAGAAGGACGUCAUAGAACGAACUCCACUUCGAUCCGAACCUUUGUUCAAUAUAAAGAACCACACUAGUGCAACCUUAACAGCACCAAGACAGAAUUCUUCCACACCCAAAAAAACAAUGCACUCUCUUGUCGAUCACCACUCGUCGGGUUGUGAAUAUAAAAUCUUGGUCACACAGAGUGAUGACGACAAGGAAUACUCCCCACUGAUGAAUCUCAAUAACAGAAGAAGAAUUUCCAUCGAAGAGGAACGAAAGGAACUCAAAAAGAAGAUUCAUCUCAAAAAAUCCACAUUGCACUAUAUGUACAGUUAUAGAAAUGAGUGA
Messenger RNA from Naegleria fowleri, 744 nucleotides. RefSeq lists its product as uncharacterized. Bases 1 to 744 code for a protein of 247 amino acids. The record is from RefSeq and is a predicted model, not a curated record. The transcript has a single exon. NCBI's taxonomy places the organism in Eukaryota, Heterolobosea, Eutetramitea, Acrasida, Naegleriidae.